AUGUCUCAGCAGGAUGCCUUAGCCCUUUCCGCAUCCUCAUCCACACCUGGACGCCUUCCAGAUUUGCGAUUGCUGUCAGGAGAUGACCCUCAUACCCAGCUCGUGUCAUCUCUACGCUCCCAAAUAACAGACUUGAUGAAUCAAGUAACCCAGCUUAACGGGAAACUUGUGCAGUCAUAUGAUCGUGUAUCUGACUUGGAGGAUGCUUUACAUCUUACCGCUUCGAAUCUGCGUUCCUCCACUAUCCAAAUAUCUCAAUUGGAAAUCGAGCGUGCUCAGCAUCUGGCUGCUCUCAACACCGGGUUGCUUGUUGAAAAGAGUUCCAUUACUGCCGAACUUACCAGGCUCAUGGAGCGAGUCAGCGAAGAAACAGCUCAACGGGGAGAGGCCGAAGACGCAAAGACAGCUAUAGAAAAAGAUCUAGAUGAUCUUAGUGCGACCCUCUUCGCCCAAGCAAACACCAUGGUCGCUGAGGCUCGAUACUCACGCUCUUUAAGUGAGCGCAAGGCCGAGGAUGCGGAGAAAGCGCUGAAAAGUGCAGAAGAAGCGGUCAGCUUGCUACAAAUCCAGAUGCAGACUUUGUGCGAACAAAAAGAGAAGUCUGAGAGCGAGGCGAAGGCGUUGAGGCAGAUAUGUGGUGCAUCCGGGACCGCUGUGAUGAUGUCUCUGCAAGUCAACGAUGCAGCUCCAUUACUCCCCCGACUUUCCACUACGCAUCCCUCCUAUCACGAAUUUCUCAUGUUUGUGUCCCAUAUCCGAUUGAUUAGAUCAGGUGGGGGGCACAGUCCCCAAAUGAGUACAUUGCUUGGUCUCCCUUUUCUGUCCAGGCUUAUUGCUGAGGAAUCAGAGCCAACUCUCCGUCUUGAAGCUGCCCCGGCGUUGAACUGGUUAACGCGGAGGAAUGUGCAGACUGCUAUUUAUUGCGGUCAAUUGUCCAUUGAACCAAUGAGCACCCAACGACUCCAGCUCGAUCCUACAGUAAUCUCUACAGUGGCAGCGUUAAGUUCCCUACAUGAUAUUACAUGUUCCAUUUGCGGCAAAUAUAUAUAUCCGGACCCAUCUACGCCACCAAAAUCCCGACCUUCACGCUUAAUGCAUCAGACCUCAGCUUCGUGGGCAAGCACCUCCCGAUUCUUGAAACAACAGUUAUCGUCAACUCCCGCUUCACCGUCAUCUCCAGUUUCUCCCCCACCCUCGUUCAUCUCACCCCAGACAUUCGUAUUCCGACUCUCUCUUCCUCAGUCCCAAACAAGCGUAUCUUAUCCUCUUUGUCAUGAUGGCUAUUGUCUUGUGCGGCUCCGAUCCACAUGCGAUCUUUGGCAUUUCUUGACGAAAAAUGUUGUCGAGCAAAUUUGGAAUGAACCUGAUGGUCCGAAGAUGGCGGCUUCGCAGCGGCAAGCAUCAUCUUCGAGUGACCUCCCCUUAUCGCUCACACAUCCGGUGAAUGGUACGCUUCAGCCAGGAAUGCCACCUCGUCGGAAUGUUGCUUCCCGAGUCGGAAAUCUAUGGGGGAAGGGUUUGGGGGCUCUUGGAUUCGACAAGUCACCUAGCCGCAGUUCAACGCCACCACUGCCCGCUGAAGGUAGCCUUUCGCAUCUUGGACCAGCACCGAGACGUGUUCCGCCGCCUCCGCCACCUUCAGCGGAACGAGCCGCUGCCAAACAUGUGGCCACAACACCAGAAAUCCCACAUACUACGCCAGCUCCUCCGGUCCUGCCUCCUAGACGACAUCCUAUCAACAGUGCUACAGUUUCAGAGCAAAUACCCUCUUCAGAAACAUACCAGGAUUCCCACGCACAAUCAUCGGAAAAUGGGGACGAGGUACCCGACAGCAGUAAACCAUCUUCUCACCCAUCCUCAAGGAAGGAUGAGCCUGUGGAAACUGUUGGAAACUCCGACGUAUCAGGUUUGCACACUAGUCCCCAAACUCCAAUAACGGAUGGCUUCAUCACACCUCCGGAAACUAAUAUCACCUUGUCACCCGUUGCAUCUUCCGAAGCAUCUACACUCGCGACUGACACGGUCGUGCCAGAUUCUGAGACCCGAGAUGAGGCAGUGAUCCAGGAUAGUGUGGAGGGAACAUCAUUAACGGGACAGGCUACUGGACACAGUGAACCUGAAGUGUUAGCGGUGGACAAGCCUCGUACUCCCUCACCAUCAAGUCCCGGAAAGGCCCCGCAAGAAUUGCCAACUAGGGCAGCGGGUACUCCGCCACCUCUACCCCGGCGUGCUGCGGCACGGGAACGUUCAAAAUCCAUACUCAAGACAUCCGAACCAUCUUCCUUAUCAUCACGCACUGGUUCACCGAUCCCACGGGCCCACAGCCCUUCUAUCAGCGAACUCAAAGCUUCUGAGACACUUGUAGAAGAAAUCAAGCCCACGGAACACGCGGCACCGGAUGCCGAAGCUGUAAAGCGGGAGGAAUGCACAGUAGUUGAUGCUAAUCCCAUGCCUACCAGUAAAGGAAACGAAAUAAGCAGAGCGUCUACAGAGUCCGAGUCGAUUCUCGUCGUGCCACCUAAGGUACCUCCACGGCGUGCAAGCGGAAAAUUCGCGCCACCGGCCGCCAGACCUGCGCGUGAGGACAAUAAUGUCUUGGUAUCAUCUAUCGAGGACGAGUCGAGCCCCGUUGUUGGUGACGAGACGUGGGAGGAUCGUCAAUGGAAGGAGCUUGUUAAGUUGCGAGAGGUUAUGUUUUGGGCCCGCAUCGGCGGGCAACGGUCAGCCAACUCAUCCUAA
Messenger RNA from Cantharellus anzutake, 2739 nucleotides. RefSeq lists its product as uncharacterized. The transcript has 2 exons. Bases 1 to 2739 code for a protein of 912 amino acids. The record is from RefSeq and is a predicted model, not a curated record. Gene Ontology annotation, molecular function: guanyl-nucleotide exchange factor activity. Gene Ontology annotation, cellular component: cell tip; Golgi to plasma membrane transport vesicle. Gene Ontology annotation, biological process: exocytosis. NCBI's taxonomy places the organism in Eukaryota, Fungi, Basidiomycota, Agaricomycetes, Cantharellales, Hydnaceae.